AUGUUUGUGGUUUUUAGCCUUGGUCAUGUCUCAUGGCAGAUAGCCGUCGAUCGUCCAACACCAGAUGGGCUUGCGCUUGAGGUUGAACAAUGCUCGUGCCCGCCUGGAUACAUUGGAACUUCAUGUGAGGACUGUGCUCCAGGGUACGAGAGAUCUGGUCAUGGACCUUAUCUUGGAACCUGCGUACCUAUCCAGCAAAGACAACCCCAAUGCACUGGUCCUGGUGCCGUAUCUCAAUACCCAGUUGGAGGAAGAUGUCAGUGCAAGACAUAUGCUCAAGGACCAAACUGCGAUCAAUGCCCACCACACUCUUUCUACAUGGCAGCUACGAACCCACAAGGAUGUAUUCCAUGCUUCUGCUCCGGCGUCACACAACAAUGCCAGUCUUCGAGCUUCCGCAGACAGAUGGUUGAAAUCAAUUAUCCUCGCGGA
Messenger RNA from Strongylus vulgaris, 432 nucleotides. The record is from the annotation of a GenBank genome assembly. NCBI's taxonomy places the organism in Eukaryota, Metazoa, Nematoda, Chromadorea, Rhabditida, Strongylidae.